This is a messenger RNA of Abrus precatorius (Indian licorice), 1527 nucleotides long. Its product is annotated as hexose carrier protein HEX6-like. The record is from RefSeq and is a predicted model, not a curated record. Gene Ontology annotation, molecular function: monosaccharide transmembrane transporter activity. Gene Ontology annotation, cellular component: membrane. The transcript is spliced from 2 exons. Gene Ontology annotation, biological process: monosaccharide transmembrane transport. Lineage: Eukaryota; Viridiplantae; Streptophyta; Magnoliopsida; Fabales; Fabaceae. Bases 1 to 1527 code for a protein of 508 amino acids.
AUGGCAGUUGGGUUGGCUAUACAAAGUGAAGGUGGUCAAAACAAUGGCAAGAUAACAUUGUAUGUAGUCCUAUCUUGUAUGAUGGCUGCUAUGGGGGGUGUCAUCUUUGGUUAUGACAUUGGAAUAUCAGGUGGGGUGACCUCAAUGGAACCAUUUUUGAAGAAGUUUUUCCACAAAGUGUACCUUAAGAUGAAAGCAGAUGUCAAAGUUAGCAACUAUUGUGUAUUUGACAGCCAACUAUUGACCUCCUUUACAUCAUCCCUUUAUGUUGCUGGUCUUGUUACUUCCUUCUUUGCUUCUUAUAUCACCAAAGCCUUUGGACGAAAGCCGUCCAUCGUUGCCGGAGGCGCUGCAUUCCUUGCUGGUACAGCAUUUGGAGGUGCAGCCUUUAAUGUGUACAUGCUCAUAGUUGGUAGACUUUUGCUUGGAGUUGGUGUUGGUUUUGCAAACCAGGCAGUUCCUUUAUAUCUCUCUGAAAUGGCACUACCACGACUUAGAGGAGCAAUUAACAAUGGCUUCCAAUUAAGCAUUGGCAUUGGUGCUUUGUCUGCUAAUCUAAUAAACUAUGGAACAGAGAAGAUUGGAGGUGGUUGGGGUUGGCGCAUGUCCCUAGCCAUGGCAGCAGUUCCAGCCUCAGUCCUAACACUAGGUGCACUUUUUCUGCCAGAAACUCCCAACAGCUUAAUCCAACGAAGCCAUGAUCAUCAAAAGGCUAAGCUUAUGCUUCAACGUAUUCGAGGCACAGAAGAUGUGCAAGCAGAACUUGAUGACCUUGUCAAAGCAAGUUCUCCUUCAAAAACCAACAAACAACCAUUUAAGAUCAUUUUGAAAGCAAGAUAUAGGCCUCAGCUUGUGAUGGCAAUAGCAAUACCAUUUUUCCAACAAGUGACAGGGAUCAAUGUGAUUGCUUUCUAUGCCCCUUUACUUUUUAGAACAAUUGGGUUAGGAGAAAGUGCAUCAUUGUUGUCAGCUGUGAUGACAGGUGUUGUAGGUACUGGUUCAACCUUCAUAUCAAUGCUCAUAGUGGAUAAGCUUGGAAGGAGAACCUUGUUUAUGAUUGGGGGCAUUCAAAUGUUUGCAUCACAGUGUAUAGUAGGAGGCGUAAUGGCAGCCCAUCUAGGAGAUCAUGGUGGAUUAAGCAAAGGGUAUGCUUAUAUGGUUUUGGUGCUAAUAUGCAUAUAUGUUGCUGGGUUUGGAUGGUCAUGGGGGCCUCUAGGUUGGUUAGUACCAAGUGAGAUUUUUCCCUUAGAAAUUAGAUCAGCAGGGCAGAGCAUCACAGUAGCAGUGAGCUUUAUCUUCACUUUCAUUAUUGCUCAGACUUUUCUAUCCAUGCUUUGCCACUUCAAGUCUGGGAUUUUCUUCUUCUUUGGAGGAUGGGUGGUGGUGAUGACUAUGUUCGUGUUCUACUUUCUGCCAGAGACUAAAAACGUGCCACUUGAACAGAUGGAGAAAGUGUGGCAAGAACAUUGGUUUUGGAAGAGAAUAGUGGGUGAAAUGAGUGAUAGACAUCAUAAAGGUCAAGCAUGA